UUCGUUCGGUGACUAUCGCCGUGGACAGCAGUUCUACCGUAAUCGUCGUCGUCGUCGUCGUCGUGCUGAAUCGAAAGUCAAUUCCGUUCAAUUGCCUAGUGAUCGUACUGGAAAGAACUGUGUUGGAGAUACUUGACACUGUUAAGUGACUCUCGCGGUCGGUCGUUAAACCUAGAAGCUAGAAAAUGUCGGAUAAUAAUUUCAAAAGUUUGGAGGACACGCUGGAUAAGUACAUUCCACCGGAAGAACUCAGAGAGGUUAAGCGGAUUUUAUACGGACGAGCUGAAGACAAUCCGAUCACCUUCUCGUUGGAGGCCACCUCGCUGGCGAAGGAGGUCGGCGUUGAUCUGCGCGGCUACACGUUCACCGCCCGCAAGGAAGACCUCCGUCGGCCACGGAUCGUGCGCGUCGGCGCCAUCCAGAACACGGUGGACAUCCCCACCACGGCUCCGAUCCACGUCCAGCGGGAUGCGCUGCACGAGAAGGUGUCCAACAUCCUGCGGGUGGCGGCCUCGGCCGGCGUCAACAUCAUCUGCUUCCAGGAAGCGUGGACAAUGCCAUUUGCUUUCUGUACCCGCGAAAAGUUCCCCUGGUGUGAGUUUGCCGAGGACGCCGAACAUGGUCCGACGACGAAGCUCAUGAAGGAACUGGCCAAGCAGUACAACAUGGUGAUCGUGUCGCCCAUCUUGGAACGCGACUCGAACCACAACGACACCAUCUGGAAUACGGCCGUUGUAAUUUCCAACAACGGGAAUUACAUCGGGAAGCACCGCAAGAAUCACAUUCCGAGGGUGGGAGAUUUCAACGAGUCGACGUACUACUUCGAGGGUGACACCGGACAUCCGGUGUUUGAGACGCAGUUUGGCAAGAUCGCGAUCAACAUCUGCUACGGACGGCAUCAUCCGCAGAACUGGAUGAUGUUUGGACUGAACGGAGCGGAGAUUGUGUUCAACCCGUCGGCGACGAUCGGCGCCCUCAGCGAACCCCUGUGGGGCAUCGAGGCCCGCAACGCGGCCAUCGCCAACGGGUACUUCACGGUGGCGAUCAACCGCGUCGGCACCGAAGUCUUCCCGAACGAGUUUACCUCGGCGAACGGGCAGCCGGCGCACAAGGACUUUGGCCCGUUCUACGGCUCCUCGUACAUUGCCGCCCCGGACGGUUCCCGCACGCCGGCCCUGUCCCGCGACAAGGACGGCCUGCUGGUGGCCGAGCUGGACCUGAACCUGUGCCGCCAGGUGAAGGACUUCUGGGGCUUCCAGAUGACCCAGCGGCUGCCGCUGUACGCCGAAAGUCUGGCCAAGGUCACCAAGCCGGACUACAAACCGCAGGUCAUCAGGGAGAAUUAAUGAGGCGGGUCGUGAUUGUUUUUUUUUUUUUCAAAGAAUGUGUUUUUUUAUUCAAUGAACCAUUACUGUUUCUUUUUAAAUGUAGCCUUGUUUUUGUUCUUCUUUUUAGUUGGUGUAAAAUUUACAUUUUCCUCGAUUUCGUCAACGGAGUCGAAAAAAGUGUGUGUGUGAUUCAAUUUUGUCUUCUGAACGCGCGAUCGCUGUUUUCACUAAAAACUAAUCAACAAACAA
Culex quinquefasciatus (southern house mosquito) is the source of this 1577-nucleotide messenger RNA. Its product is annotated as beta-ureidopropionase. Bases 186 to 1346 code for a protein of 386 amino acids. Lineage: Eukaryota; Metazoa; Arthropoda; Insecta; Diptera; Culicidae. Gene Ontology annotation, molecular function: beta-ureidopropionase activity. The record is from RefSeq and is a predicted model, not a curated record. The transcript has 4 exons.